Nasonia vitripennis (jewel wasp) is the source of this 8379-nucleotide messenger RNA. It is a transcript of the gene tio, whose product is annotated as protein tiptop. Lineage: Eukaryota; Metazoa; Arthropoda; Insecta; Hymenoptera; Pteromalidae. Gene Ontology annotation, biological process: regulation of transcription by RNA polymerase II. Gene Ontology annotation, molecular function: DNA-binding transcription factor activity, RNA polymerase II-specific; DNA binding. The coding region runs from base 1092 to 5129 and encodes 1345 amino acids. The transcript has 4 exons. Gene Ontology annotation, cellular component: nucleus. The record is from RefSeq and is a predicted model, not a curated record.
GAGUCGCGAGGAGGGGAAAAGGCGCGCGGCCCUCCUCGUCCGGCAGUAGCGCGGUAGCGCACGCCCCCCUCUUUCUCUCUCUCUCUCUCUCUCGCUCUUUCUCUACGGUGAAAUUCGCGCCGCCGUCGCGACGGCACUCUCCGGUAGUCAGUCAGCGCUGGACCGCCGCCCGCUUCGCAUUUCGACACAUCGCACGGAUCGGGUUGCGCUUUUCUUCAGCUCCAGCCGAAUUUCGCGAUUUUUCUCUCCCCCCACCAGCAGCAGCAGCAGCUUCACCGGCCGCCCCUCCUCCGCCCCCCUUCCUCCACCUCCGCAGCCGGCGGUGGACAGCCUGGCGGCCUUGUUUGUUUUCGCGAGAAGGUAUACGAUUUUCGAUUUUCGAGAAGAGCAAGGAAACACGGAAUCGUUAUUGUUGUUGUCGAUGGAUGGACAGUGCGCGCGACCGGAAGUGUGCGGGAGACUAGCUGCCGAGCGAUGUGUAUACGAUUGAAUUUCUCCGCUGCACGCAAAGUGAUCGUUACUGGUAUACGUGCGUAUGACGUUCUAUGAUUAUACAUAUUACAGUGUCUGAAGGAUUUUCUCUUUACCCCGCCGAUGCUAACGAGUCGGUCGACGAGGCCGCGUGACACUGCUGUGAUAUUUUUAUGUACUCACGGGGAAGAGAGUAACCGAGUGCCAUGACGCGUGAGAAUUAGUCGCGUCACCGGUUGUAUACGACGAGAAGAGUAGUGCUAUUUUGUAUCAAUCAAGUGCCAGAAUAAUAGUAUAUCCGUAGUAGAGUGCAAUGACAGAGCCGCGAUGAGGUUAGAGCAGCCGUCGAUAGGCAGGAACAGUGCGAGCGAUUUGGACUGGUGAAUUCCGGAAGGACGAGGUCAACAUCGAAGAGAUAUUUUUCGAGGAAAGACUGACGCCGACGAAGAACGAGCUGGAGGCCGCCACAGUCGAGACCGUUCGCAGGACGCAGAUGACCCGUAGGAAACAGCACGCACCGCAACGCAUGAAAUGUAAGUAGUGGUGUCCGAACCGUUGCGAAAAGCGAAGGCUGUGCCCGGAGCCGCUCCCGGCGUCCGCCGCUGUGCCGGACGGGAGAUAUGCGCAGCAAGCAGCAGCCGAGGCCUUCCUUCCGGUGGCCGCAGCAGCGCGGCGAUAACAUUCCCGGGGAGGACGGUGCAGAAAGCGCAGGCCCUGGCACGGAGCUCCAAGCCGAGGAAGGCGACUGCCCGGACGAGGAUGGUCCAGUCAGUCCGAGCGAGAGGGGCUGCAGCAACACGGCCGGCUCGACGGCAGCCAAAGAGGACGAGGACGGCGAGGCUAGCGACGGGGACGAUGAAGAGGAAGCCACGACAGCCAACACCUCGCCAUCGGCUGUCAGCUCGAGAUUGAACCCCGUUGCCCUCAGGGAUACUGGGCCCCCGGAUAGGGAGCCAAUGAGCCCGCGGUGUCCGUCAAGAGACUCGCGGGAAUCGUCCGGCCCGGCAACCGGAAGUCCUCCGCCCCCGGCAACUCGAAGCAGUUCGAGCCCCGUAAGUCCCCCGGGCAGUAUCGUACCUCUGCCCCUGGGCGUGCAUCCGCUCUUACCUCCACAGUCCGCAGCCAUGAUGGCAGCCUAUCUCCAGCAGACGCACCAGCGUCUGCUGCUCGGUCACUCGCCUCUGUCGCGAAGCUCCGUCUCUCCGCUGGUGUCUUCCUCGUGCUCGCCACCGGCCGCGACGCCGGGCCUGCACGUCUCGCCGACGAGCGGCGACGUCUCGCCGAACGCGACCCCCCUGCCGGCCGUCCUGGAUUUCAGCACGCGCAAAACCUCCUCGACCGAGGAGGAGGAGGACGAGCAGAUCCUCAACCUGAGCAAGCCGCCCACGCCCUCCUCGUCCACGGAGACGAACAACGGACCCCUCGACCUCUCCGUGCCGAGCCGAAAGCGGCCGGUGCCCGAGGACUCGCCCCCGCCGCCGCCGAGAAAGUCCUCGAGACACGCGGGUGCCGCCGCGAGCACGCCCGUGCAGGCGCACCAGGAGUCGCCCUCGAGCGCCUCGCCCUAUGCCCGCCAGGUCGUCUCGCCUUGGACCUCGCCCGUCGUCGCCUCCCACUUCCCCUACUUCGCCGCGGCCGUCGCGGCGGCAGCAACUAGUCAGCAGCAGCUAUCGCCGAAGAGCGGCACGGGCGUGGUGGACCACCAUCAGCUGUGGAACGGCAAGAUGAAGCCCCCGGCCAUGGACAAGUCCUACCAGCCGAGCGAGGCCACAAAGGCCCUCGAGAAGAUGAGCGAGCUGAGCAAACUCGGCGGCGAGGAUCUCUACCGAUCGCCCUCGAGCGACAGGGGCAACGCAGGCGCCGGCGGCGGCUCCUCCGCGACGUCCGGCAGCAGGCACAGCGCCUGGCAGUCGCACUGGCUGAACAAGGGCGCCGACCAGGCCAAGGACGUCCUCAAGUGCGUCUGGUGCAAGCAGAGCUUCCCCACCCUGGCUGCGAUGACGACGCACAUGAAGGAGGCCAAGCACUGCGGGGUCAACAUGCCGGUACCGCCGCCCAGCGGAGGGGGAAUGCACUCGCAGCAGCAGCACCAGCCGCCGAUGCCGCCGACGCCGCCUCAACCGCACCAGUCGCAGACGUCCUCGGCCGGCGGCGGCGGCAGCGGUGGCGGAGGCAACGGCAACUCCACCUCCAACAGCAAGCAGAGUCCCUCGGAGCUGAACCUCCUGAUAAAGGAGACGAUGCCCCUGCCCAGAAAGCUGGUGCGCGGCCAGGACGUCUGGCUGGGAAAGGGUGCCGAGCAGACGCGGCAGAUUCUGAAGUGCAUGUGGUGCGGACAGAGCUUCCGCUCGCUCGCCGAGAUGACUUCCCACAUGCAGCAGACGCAGCACUACACGAACAUCAUCUCCCAGGAGCAGAUAAUCUCUUGGAAGUCCUCGGACGAGAACAAGGGCGGCGGCGGCGGCGGCGGUGGCGGGGGUGGCUCCGGAGGAAACUCGGGAGGUGGCAGCGGAGGCGGCGGUGGAGCGCCCCCUAGCGGCGGAUCCGGGCCCCACGGCGCGAGCGGUGGCCCCGGGGCCGGUGCGACCAGCAGCCACGUCAGCGCCGUGCUCACCUGCAAAGUCUGCGACCAGGCCUUCACGUCGCUCAAGGAGCUCAGCAACCACAUGGUCAAGAACAGCCACUACAAGGAGCACAUAAUGCGAUCCAUCACGGAGAGCGGCGGUCGCCGGAGACAGACGCGGGAGAAGAGAAAAAAAUCACUACCCGUGAGGAAGCUGCUGGAGCUCGAGCGCGCGCAAAACGAGUUCAAGAACGGCGACGCGGCAGCCGCUGCCCUGGCGCACGGACUGGGCAAGCACGCCGGCCGGAUAACCUGCGAGAAGUGCGGCGAGAAAAUCGAAACGACGAUCUUCGUCGAGCACAUACGCCAGUGCAUCGGCGCCGGUGCCCUGGGCGUGAACCAGCGCAACUUUCUGAAGAACGCUCUCAUGUCCAACCACUUGCCAGCUACGCUGCCGCCGGGGGAGUCGGGUCGCAAAAGCGUGAGCGAGGAGACGUCGUCCAUCUCGUCGAGACAUCACCGCUCGCCUUCCUCGGCGAGCGACGCCACGACCCCCGGCAAAGAGACGCCGACGCCGACCGCGAACGAAUCCGGCGGCGGCACUUCGUCCCCAUCCGUGCUGAACGCCAUUGAAAAGCUGAUCGAGAAGAGCUUCGAUUCGAGGAUCCGCCACGGCGGAUCGGGCAUGCACCACGCGCAACCCGGAGCGCCCAUCGGCUCGAGCAUCCUCAAGCGGCUGGGAAUCGACGAGAGCGUGGACUACACUAAACCGCUGGUCGAUCCCCAGACCAUGAACCUCCUCCGCUCCUACCAACAGCAGCACUUCAACGCCACCGCGGCGGCGCGAAGGGAACGGAGCGGCAGCGAGUCCAGCUCGAUCUCGGAGAGGGGCAGCGGCAGAACCGACACCAUGACACCGGAAAGACGGCUCGACCUAUCCACCAGUGCGCACGACAGGCUCUCGACCUCCUCGUCGCACUCGCAUCACCAGCGCGCCACGCCCGACAAGCAGGUGACUCCGCUGCCCUCCCGUCAUCCCCCGACGAACGAGGAAUCCGACGAGGAGGACUCGGUCGUCGUGAAGAAGGAGCCGAGGGACGAAGAGCAGGACGCAGUCCCGGCGAGCAACGAGAGCGACCAGCAGUCCGAGAACCCGCGCGACGUAAUCGUGAAGAAGGAGCUGCUCGACGACGGCAGGGAGGAGGACGACGCCGAGUCGUUCAACCACCGAAGAAACAGCGGCAGCCUGCGCGAGCCCUCGGAGGAGAGAAAGGACGUUCUGUCGCCUCAGAUGAACCCCCCGACACCGAGGCCCAUGAGCCAGGUCGAGCAGCUGGCCCGCAGCCCCUGCAGGAACAGCACGAGCAGUCCGACGAGCAGCGACAGAUCCGUGACGCCGCGAGGCACCCCCGACAACAAGGCCUCGAGCAGCCUCGGCGCGCUGUCCUCGAUGUUCGACAGCUUGUCCGGCGGCGGGAACUCGGGGAGCGCGAACGCCACCGACGGCCAGGGCCGGAAGACCAGCAGCCACCCGCUGGCCGCCCUGCAGAAGCUCUGCGACAAGACCGAGACUCGCGGCUCCGGAGGGGGCGGCGGCAACAGAUCGGCGUCCGCCUCGAGCGCGACUCUCGGGCCGGGAAGCGGCUCGACGUCCGGAACGAGCGGCUCCGGCGCGGGCCCCACGCCGGGAGCGAUCCUCGCCUUCAGCUGGGCCUGCAACGACGCCGUGGUCACGGCCGACUCCAUCAUGAAGUGCGCCUUCUGCGACACCCCGUUCAUCUCGAAGGGCGCGUACAGGCAUCACUUGUCCAAGAUGCACUUCGUGAAGGACGGCGUGAUCCCCGAUCCCCUGACCAUCGGCCGGUCGUCAGCGAGCGCCGCCGCCAGCGGCUCGGUCAGCUCUCAGCCGGCCUCCAGCGGUCCGAGUCACAGUUCCUCGUCGCCACCCUCGUCCCAGCGGAACAAGUCGCCGCCGAUCCCCCAGGCGAACGGCAGUCCCUCCCAGCCGACGAGCUCGCCGCUGGAAGAAAGUCCACACUCGAAAUUUCUAAAGUAUACGGAGCUGGCUAAGCAACUGUCCAGCAAAUACGUAUAGUCCGAGUCCCGUAAGUAGCGGUGCCACUUGUACAUAAGUGUAUCUAUAUUGUAACGAGUUCGAGGAGUGGUUCAGGUUUUUAGAGCUAUUUGUAGUCCGUGUACAUCGUCUGCCAACGGUUAUGGUUACAUGACGAUGGGAUUUAAUCAAUUCGAUCGAAAGAGCUGCGGCGACGUACUUUUUCCUUUGUAUAUCUCGUUUUGUUUGUUGUUCAACGAAGUCAAUCCUCCUCUUCUCUAAUAUUAAGACUCUUGCGGAUCGCUCGUUACAUUGUUAUGUUUGUCUCGCUGAACUUUAUUCUUGUCUUGUAAAGCUCUUUCGACAUAAUUGAGACUAUAUUGCGAUACGUCGGUAUAUAUUAUAUAAAUAUAACGUGUAAGGAAAAGAAAUAAUGUAUACCCUAGGAGAUAAUUUACACCGAGCUGAUCGAUGUUUUUUCGAUUCACAUUCGUCAGAUCCCAUUGUUACUGGCCAUUAAUCGUAUUUCGCAUCUUGUCAUUCCUGGGUCAAUAUAAUGAAUAGUGUUUUUCUUCCGUCUCUCGUCUUACGACGCAGAGAUAAACGCACGUACUCUGUGUCGAGCGACGAAUGCGUUUACUCUUUUCUUAGUAACGAGCAUUAAAAAAAAAGUAAAUAAAAAUAAUAAAAAAGUAAAUUAUAAAAAUUAAAAGGCAAAAGAUUCAAAAUAUCUCCGACUCAUUUUGCGAUUUCAAAUUAAUCGAGGAAAAACAGUCAAGUCAAGUCCGUGCAAUACGUACAUUUUUAGAUACCUACCUAGUUGCAAAAAAAUGAGCGAGAGAAAAGGGGUGCUUGAAAAUCAAAGUUCCACUUCGCGGACGAAACAAAGAGUAGAAUCAAAAUGAAACGACGAGAAGUUGAGCAGAAAAAGGGAAAAGAAAAAAAAGAAAACAAUGCGCGAGAAAAGACACAGGAGCGACACUGAGGCGCAAUGAUGAUGAUGAUGCGGCGGCGUAUUAUAAACACAAGCGCUCUUCAUUCGAGAGAACGCAAUAGUUAGGAGAGACGAGAUUGAAUUUUAUUGUGAUGCCACCAUAUCUCGCAGCACCGCUGAGUCACGGGGCUCGGCGCGCGGCCAAGUAUGUGAUUUUAUAAUAUAAUAUAAAAACAAAUACUUAAGGAAAUUUUUGCGUUUCGCGAGACUGCAGGUGAUUUAACUAUUCGAGUUUAACUAUUCGAACCAUCGCAACCACGAUUUUCUUUGUAUUUUAUAAAAUUCUGUGAGGCUUUUUUAUAUUUUAGGAUACACGUAAAAUAAUCGUAGGUAGAAGAAGAGAAGACAGUGUAGUCUAAAUAUACGAGAUAUUUAUUUUCUCAGCUAACGUUAGCCGAAUCUUUCGAAUUUCACUUGAGUCAUACACGACGACGAGCAGUAUAUAUGGAAAAAAGCAAAAAACGAAAAACAAAAAAAAAUGUUCUUCAAUCUAUACGCGAUACGCGAUGAAACGCUAUUGUUACAAUAUAUUUAUCUUCGAAAAAUACUCUCUCAAGGCCUUUUAGUUUUUGAAAUUCAAAGAAAAUCACACCACGUCACCUGCAUUGAACUUGUCGCAAACGUGAGCAUGUAUACCUUUAGACUCUAAGACCGUAGCUGAUUAGUAAAGAACCUAGAUUAGGAUACCCGCCAUUGUAUAGGAAUCUCUUUGUUAAUAAUUAAGGCCACGCAGGACUGGUCACCCGCGUCGGUCCGCGCUACGUUUUUUCUCCUUAAUGCGGCCGACACGUUUUAGCUUAAAGAAAAAAUAAGAAAAAAACAAGAGAGUGAGACUGCGCGGCAAGGAGUGAAAAAAGCGUAGAAAAAACAAAACGAGUGCGCACGACACGCGCGGUGCAAUAUCGAAUUUCCUAUGAGAUUUGCGUCUAUUGUAAUUGAUCGAGAGAACAAAAGAGAGCGGAGAGAAAAAUUUAAUAGAGUUAUACGAGCACGAGGCCUGACCUGAUCUGAGAAUAACGUUGAUGCGCGACUCGCACAGAUUUGGACGAGUCGAGAAACGACAAGAGGACGAGGGAGCAAGCGUGUGCGAGCCAGUAUUAAAAGGCAACUGAUGAUUAAAAGUUAUAACGCAUUGGAAAUUAAGAAGAGUGUCGUGUCGUCAAGCACUGCGAGAAAGCGAAGACCAUUGUAAAUUUUCUUUGUUUUUAAAAAUAAUAUUUAUUAUCGCGCCCGAGUGAUCGCCGCACGCGUCGCAUUUCAACGUGUAAAAUACUAAUCAUUGAUUAUCAUUCGAAUUAUCGCGAUAUAUAUUGUGUAUAUUGACUACAAUUGACUAUACAUUAAAGUAUAUUAUACGAGAUAGCAAGAAAGAGAGAGAGAGAGAGAGAGAGAGAGAGAGAGAGAGAGAGAGAGAGAGGAGCGUCCGAGAAACGAAAAAUUAAGCGCGCGAGAGUCCGUGAGAGAAAGAGAGAUACAGUGAUAAAAUCUCUGUGCGAGAGUGAGAGCGAGAAUGAGCUGCAGGAGUAAAUGAGGAAGACAUGGGAGGCAAGCAAAAAGAUGCAGAAGUGGAGGGAUAAAAGAAAGUGAUAUAGCGGACUGGUAGCAGGACGGGCAGCUCGAAUGUGGAAUAAUUACUGUAAACUGCAUAUUGCGGAGCGAGCGCGUUCGAGAAAAAUCGCGAGAGGUGGCUGCGAGCAGAUGGACACACCCGCACACCCACACAGACACACUUGUAUACGUAUUUCUUGUAAACUCUAAUUCUUCCAUCGCGGACUUUAAAAAGUAUUUAUCGAUAUAAUAAUAAUAUUAAUAUUAUUAUUGUAAUUAUAUACGACUGCUGAGAGAGAAAGAGCGUGUGUGUGUGUGUGUGAGAGAGAGAGAGAGAGAGAGAGAGAGAGAGACUGCGUGUGAGACAAUUGAAAGAGCGAAUCCGUGAGUGCGUGCUUCACAAAUACGAAGACAUACGAAAAGCGAGCGUGAUCGACUUCGUAAUGAAUAAACAAAAAUAAAGUUGCGUUUAGAUAUGUACACGUGCGUGUGCGCAAUUACACACACACACACACACACCGAGAUGCACAGAAAGAGAGAGAGACGUGUGCAGGUAAUAAGAUUAAAUAAAAAAAGUAAAUUACGAUCGAGGAGACACGAGCGUACCUACAAACAGAAUCACAAAGAUAUGCAUCAUGUAUACGCGACUCUUGAAAAACCAUUUUACCAGAUUUGUCAUUAUUUAAUUAUUUCGGUUGUAUUUUAAAAUGCAAUUAAAGCUCAAAUAAAUAUAUAUGUUAUAAACUAAUA